UUGCAAGAUAUUUCAUUCAGGACCACCUGGCCUAGUGUCUACAAUCGUGUCACAUCCGAAGCCACAACUGUCCCAUCGACCACUACUGAAGAAGAAACCACUAUUACUACUACUGAUCCCACUACAACUACUACGGAAGAGUGGGUUAAAUUUGUUUGUAUAAGACUUGAAUUUAGAACAACCACCACGACCACUGCUGUUCCAAGCACUACAACCAAAACGGUAAACCCAUGGGCACGAAUUUGGUCCACUACUGCUGCACCAGAGAACACUGUAAGCGUCAGUGUACUUCAAGCCGGAAGUCUUCGUCCACUUCGGGAUGGCCAGUUUGAGACUGUAGGAGCUAUCACGCUGAUCAACGAUAAUGGAUUCCUUGUUCUUGUUGAUACUGGAGCCUCAAGUGAUACGGAGCGACUACUUCAGAGUAUGUUUUGCAGUUUCUACCGUAAUCCUUUAGUAACGAUACAGUACCCCCGCAAGAGUUUCUUUCCAGGUUUGGCCAAGGAAGGUGUUACAUUGGAUCAGAUCAACACCGUCGUCAUUACUCACGGUCAUCCCAGCCAUAUGGGUAACAUGAACUUCUUCGCACAGAAACCAAUUCUGUUCCAUUCGAUGGAGUACAUUGGCCGUCAUGUGACCCCAACGGAACUUCGAGAGCGCCCAUACCGCAAACUUUCGCCUCAUGUCGAGUUGUGGAAGACCCCUGGACAUACACAGCACGAUUUGACUGUCCUGAUUCACGAUGUGGCUAGCUAUGGCACGAUGGCUAUUGUUGGGGAUCUGAUUCCGACAGAGGCUCUCAUCAGCGAAAGGGUAUGACC
Strongylus vulgaris is the source of this 821-nucleotide messenger RNA. Lineage: Eukaryota; Metazoa; Nematoda; Chromadorea; Rhabditida; Strongylidae. The record is from the annotation of a GenBank genome assembly.